Molecule: messenger RNA, 6786 nt
Organism: Tricharina praecox
Lineage: Eukaryota; Fungi; Ascomycota; Pezizomycetes; Pezizales; Pyronemataceae
Exons: 4
Coding region: 1-6786 (2261 amino acids)
Biological process (GO): phosphorelay signal transduction system; phosphorylation
Molecular function (GO): protein binding; phosphorelay sensor kinase activity
Source: RefSeq, a predicted model, not a curated record
AUGAGCUCGCCGCCCAGGUCGCCCCCUACAACUCGGGCGUCAUUCUCCUCUUCCACAAGUCGUCACAACAUCCCCAACGUCAAACACCAAUACCACCAUCACCUAAAUCGCCCCGAUAACCCACACUCCAGCGAUCCUUCUACCGCGCUAUCAAUAUCGCGGAUAGGCUCAGGGUCGUCGGGAUCUCCGCCGUCAUCGGCCGUGCAAACUCCUCCACAUCUGCCCCAUCUUUCGGGCUCUUCCGCUACAUUUGCUUCCCUGUCGCGACACCACCUCUCGUUGUCGAGUAACGGCCCUGAAGACCCGGCAGCAGCGGCAGCGGCGGCGGCUGCAACCAGUUCUCGGCUGGCGGGAUUGGGCUCGGGAAUGUCAAUAGGUGGUAGUGGUGGCAGCAGCAGCGGAGGUUCAAGUUCUGCUGGGUCUGGUCCUGGGCCCGUCAACGGAGUUGUAUCGCAUGGUCUUCAGUCAAUAGAGAGUCUCAAAGAGGUAUUUGCCCUCGGUGCCGUAGACUUUCUAGUUCUGUCCGUCCUCGCUGUCGUUACUGCUGCUGCUCUGGCAAGGUGGACGGUUCGGAUUCUAACUACUCCGAAGGCAGUGAUGCGAUCGCAAAAUCGGGCACGGGAGCGUAGUCGCCUCCACCAUGCCACAUUCGCCUCCAACUCGCCGCCACUAUCUACCGCCGAGAAUUCUCCACAAGAGCUGCUGCACAACACAACCAAGCCGACAACAACAACGGCGACAACCGCAACUGCAGCAACAACGUCGUCGGCCGCAACGUCAACAACAAUAACCACCACAACGCAGGCAUCCCCGUCCUCGUCGUCGAGACUUCCAUCAGCCUCAGCAGCGGCCGUACGGUCAUCUCAGCCGUCGAAGCUAAACCAAUACUCCUCGACCGCCGAUGUCCCCGCGCAGACUCGCUCGUACACACAGAACAGUUCCUCCCCCGCGAUGAUGUCUCCGGCGUAUCCGUUUCCGCAGAUGAGUCGAAUGAGGAGCGUAUCCUCCUCCACGAUCGGUGCCUCGUUUAAUUCCCCUGGUAUUGGUCCGUUAGACAAACUGCUGCCUUCGGGUGCCCCGACGCCAGCAUCCGUGGCGUUCCACCCCCCGGGCUCGAAUCCCGCCUCAACCUACGAGAAUCCGGAUUUCCCGACCCCGAACAUGUACGAUCUGACGUUACUGUUGCACUCGGAGCCCGGCGUCGAGGCGUUCUGGAGCAACGUGGUCAAGAUCGCCACCAUGUGCUACAAGGCGGAGAGGGUUACAUUGGCGGUGCCGUCGGAUUCGACGGAUCUGGAAAACACGCCCUGGGGCCAGAAGGCAACAUUCAACAUGGCAGAGGACGAUAAACUAUCUCUGACCUACAUGGGAGAUGACCGAGGUCGGGUAGGUGAUCCUGACGGUGGGGAUUAUUCGGAGGAGGACGAUGCAUUUCAAGGUGUGGCAAUCCCUAAGGAAGAAGAGCCACCCCCUAAUGUGUCUGUGGAACAAGCUGGUGGACAGAUGAUGACGAUGGACUGCACGAGAGAGAUGGAUCUGGACACGACAACAGAGCCGGUACAGAUCGAUACGAGUCUGGAUGGUCCGUUCGGACCGGUGACCGUCGAUAUGCAGGACUCGCCCCCGGACGCUACCAACAACUCUGAUUGGAUAUCGGUCACAAGCGGUGCGUCACCCAGAGAGGGUCCGGAAUCUCCGGCGGGGGGGAUCGAUGCGGCGCAAGCACCGGAGCAGGAUAAGACAUUCUGGUCGGAUGAGAGCGAGGUCAAGGGGAGGGUGUUUCCCACGCUCCAGCCAUUGAACUACGAGGCGGAUGCGCUGCUGGAUGAGACGGGGGUCAGCAGGGUUCUGCAACGUGGAAAGACGGUAGUCCUGAGCAGGGAAUACCGUGACGUGAAGACGCAUCUCGAGGAGAAGGAGAAGAAGAGGCGGAAGGACAUGGAGAGCACGAAAUCGUCACCGUCAAAUUCUUCGUCCGAUGGAAAGAUGCCGCCCCCGACCGCCGGUAUCCAAGCGACUAUGGGUUUGGGGAAGCUCGACAUGCCGACUUCGCCUUUCCGGGCGCCUUCGCAGCCUCCGACGCCGUUGUUCUUCGUCGGUAAGGGAGGCCGAAGGAGGAGAAAGCCGUCGUCCAAAGACAACUACGCCCACAAUCCGGUGCUGCAGUACUAUUCGACGCAGCAGCACUUGCACCACGUCCAAUCCCGAGCUCAAUCGCCUAAUCGAGCGUCUUCUUACGAGGAGUACGAGCAGCCCAUCACUUCUCCUUGGAGCCAGUCCCCCGCUCCUUCCCCGGCCCCCCGACCCGACUCUUCGGAGAACCCCUUCUUCGCAUCGCCGCCAAAGGUCGAUGAAGAGACGUUCAAUCCAGCCACCAAUAGCCCUGUUUAUUCCGCCCAAGAACCCGUGAAUGCAAUAGGUUGCGAAAGUUCGUGGACGGUUAUCCACAUACCGCUCGUUCAUCCGAGCCAGUCCAAAGGCCUCAACCUGGGUGGUAAUACGACAGAUGCCGCGGCGGGUUCCACUGGGCGGAUGUUCAACGCCACAAGCAUUUCGAUGGAUGAUAUCGGCAGGCAACAGAAGAAGAAGGCGCCGAUUGCUAUUCUGUCGAUGCUGAGCCCUGUCAUUCCUUACCCAAGCAAUCUCAUUCACUCCCUCUCUCAUUUUGCCCCACUAGUCGCGACAGCUUUCUCAUUGGCCAGCACACACUCGAGUGUACUGAGUCAACUCAAUUCGUUCAGGAAGAAGCGCACAUCCCGGAGACCGGGGAUUCCGCGACAGCUCUCCUACAUGUCCGGGGGGUUCGCAUCGCCGGAUACCUUGCGAGGGAGUGUAACCAGUCCGUCGGACAGCAGCAGUGCUUUUACCAUCUCGAACGUUGCCAGUCCGAUGUGGGACAACGCUUCUGCCGGCACCGUCAGCCAUGGACCCUCCGGCAAGUCCGAGACCAGCCAGUCCGUUACACCCUUCAGUCCUCUCAGUGGCGGUGGUGAUGACGGUUAUUUUCCCAGAAUCAGACAACCGCCGAUCUUUAGUCGCCAACACAGCGGAGCAGUGCCAUCGGUGGUGCCGAAAGGCGAGGAUCCGGAGUCAUAUACCAGUCUCGAAGCCCGAUUACUCAUGCGGGGAGAUGAAGAGCUGCUGACGAACGAUAAAGGCAAAGAGAAUGGUUACUUUCCUGAACCACCCGCCCACGCCGCAAACAACACCACCGCCAUUCCGAAGAAAUCGACUUUCAUACGUCCGCUGCCUCCCAUGACGGUCCCCGAUUCGGAUGAAACGACCCCGACUCAGAUGUCUCAGGAUAAGGGAAAACAGGUUGAAAACAACAACAUUGUGCCUCCUUCAGUUCCAGUCCCGGCCCAAGGUCAGGCCCAAACUUCGACAGAACGCAAGCCACGAAACACGGUGAGGCAAAGGAGAGUAGGUGCGAGUCGCGGUCACUCAUACCUUCAUUCUUACGGCGCCGAUUAUGCGACCACUUUCCAGUCUUUGGGCACUGCUGCUUUUGUUUCCGGUAGGCGGAGCGGUUCGGCCCGCAGAAGGGCGGACCACCUGAACAUCCAUGAGAUGCCCCCUCCAUCGAACCGGCUUCUGCGAACGAUUAUUGACUCCAUUCCGGUCCAUGUAUUCACCGCCAUCCCAGGUACAGGGGUAAUCACUUGGGUCAAUGCGCGGAUGCUAGCGUACAGAGGUACAACGGCCGAAAAUUUCAUGAAGGCUCCGUGGGAUGCUUUGCACCCGGAGGAUAGGGAUGAGUAUCUUCGCCGUUGGGGAAUCGCUAUUCGGAAAGGAGAGCCCUUCUCUCACCAAAUGCGCGUACGACGGUUCGAUGGCGAUUACCGGUGGUUUAUGGUUCGAGCAGUGCCCUUGAGAGAUCAGCGAGGGAUCAUCGUUCACUGGUUUGGUACAAAUAUGGACAUCCACGACCAGCGGCUAGCCGAAGUCAAUGCAGCGAGGCAAGCAGAGAUGGCCGAGAGUGAGCAUAAGUACAGGAGCCUGGCGAACUCGAGUCCCCAGAUUGUGUUUGCCGCCACGGCCAAUGACGGAAUCACCUUUGCCAACACCCAAUGGCUCGGAUACUCCGGUCAGACAUUGGAGGAAGCCCUCAGACUCGGGUUUAUGGAAUAUGUGCAUCCAACCGACAGACAUAAAUGUUGUUUACCCGGCAAUGGUUCUCCCUUUUCCGGUUUCUCGGAUGGUGACAAAACUUCAUUUCCCGACCAGGGCAGGAGGUACGGCCAUGAAUGGUCUGGUGGGGCGGGCAAAGGGAUGGGCAAAACGGAGAUGGACGAUGACAAGCCGACAUUCUCGACCGAGCUCCGGCUAAAGGACAAGCAUGGUGAUUACCGGUGGCACCUGGUUCGAUGUGUCAGUGUGGAUUCGAAUGCCGACAACGCGGAGGGACUCUGGUUCGGGACGUGCACGGACAUUAACGAUCACAAGCUCCUGGAGCAAAAGCUGAAGGAAGCCAACGAGGCGGCGCAAAGAACUAUGGACAGCAAGACUCGGUUCCUCGCGAAUAUGAGCCACGAAAUUCGAACACCUCUGAUCGGCAUAUCGGGAAUGGUCACUUUCUUACUGGACACACCGCUGAAUGGAGAGCAACUCGACUAUUGCCACACCAUUUCCCAGAGCUCCGAUGGUCUAUUGAGCGUCAUCAAUGACAUCCUGGAUCUUUCCAAGGUUGAAGCCGGCAUGAUGCGGUUGAAUCCCGAAUGGUUCCGGAUGAACUCAUUGGUCGAGGAUGCUCAUGAACUUCUCAGCACAAUGGCUAUCGCUAAGGAUCUGGAGUUAAAUUUCAUCGUGGAUACCGAUGUUCCACCUGUUGUGUGCGGUGAUAGGGUCAGAUUGAGGCAAGUGUUGCUCAACAUCAUAGGGAAUGCGAUCAAAUUCACCAGCAAAGGCGAAGUAUUUUCGAGAUGUUCGGUCGUCAAGACGGCGGAGGGCCUCAAGGAAGACGAAGUCAUGCUCCAGUUCGAAUGCCAUGAUACUGGCCCGGGCUUUGAUACAAAGGAUGAGGAGUACAUGUUCAAGCCUUUUAGCCAGAUCGACGGUUCUAGUACACGGGCGCACGGCGGUAGUGGCUUAGGCUUGGUUAUUUCGCGACAGCUGGUCGAGCUUCACGGUGGAAAACUCACUGCCCGGAGCGAGAAGGGCAAGGGAUCGACUUUCGUUGGGAGCGCCAAGUUCAAGGUCCCCACCGCACCUUCGGAGACCACCCUUACUCCUGGAAGCAUCAGCGCACCUUCUCCCGGUGGAGCUCUCCCGAACACUCUCGAGCAUGUGAUGGAGUCGGACCGUUUCGUCGACUCGCCGCCAGCCCUUUCGCACACGGAAGAAUCGACUCCGUCCACAAUUUCGCCGUCGAGUGCCGCUGCUUCGAUUCGGUCCAUCGCAUCGGGGCAUCCGGACAUGCCGAACGACUCUCCUCUGCGACAAUAUGCGAUUCCUUCGCCAACGGAUCCUGCUUCGAUGCGACUGUCCUUGCCCAGCGAGGCUCAACAGAAGUACAACGACUCGCAGGAUUCCCGUCCCCAUACGGUCGAGAAGCAAGCCUCGGUUGAUGCGGCGAUCGGCAAAGCUGCGAUUCCCCCCAUGUUCUCCAUCCUGAUAGUGUCCCAGCAACCCUUCAGUCGCAUAGCAAUAUCGCACCACAUCAAGGUCACAUUGCCGAAGAAUAUCCCUAACCAGAUCACCUGUGUCGAGAAGUUUUCGGAAUGUCGCGAGCUCAUAGCCGGCGACGAUCCUGUGGUGUUCACACACCUGGUAAUCAGUCUCCCGGAUCACUCGGAGAUAAUCAACUUGAUUUCACGGCUUCUCGAGAAUCCGAUUCAUUCGCAGACGACCGUUCUGGUGCUGACUAACCCUACGCAAAGACAAGCGAUCCUUCAGAAUGCGCCGGAGGCGUGUGACCAAUUGGGAAUUCGGCUGCAGUUCAUCUACAAGCCGAUUAAACCCAGUCGUUUUGGGGAUGUCUUUGAUCCAGCAAAGGAACGGGAUGCCUCGAUGGACCGGUACCGGGACUCGGCCCAGCAGGUUGUGGAGACUCAGAAGAGGGUCUUUAGCCGGCUGGAGCAUGAUGUUGGAAAUAAGGGAUACAAGGUUCUACUGGUGGAGGAUAACAGGGUCAACCAGAAAGUUCUUCUCCGUUUCCUGGAUAAAGUCGGACUACAGGUGGAAACGGCGAGCGACGGCGAAGAGUGUGUUGAGAAGGUCUUCUCGAACCCGCCGGGCCACUACGGCUUGAUCUUGUGCGACCUCCACAUGCCCCGGAAAGAUGGUUUCCAAGCGACAGCGGAGAUACGGCAGUGGGAGAAGGAGAGGGGGUUGGACCCUGUGCCCAUAGUUGCACUAUCGGCAAAUGUCAUGAGUGACGUCGCCGAUAAAUGCACUCUGGCGGGGUUCAGCAGAUAUGUGACCAAGCCGGUCGACUUCAAGGAACUUAGUAUGACCAUCAAGGAGUUGCUACCGAGCGCGGAUCACGCAUCACCGGGAAGUCCCCACUGCAGGGAUAGGGAGAUCGAGGACUUGAAGGAAAGGGACAAGAGAGAGCUGGAGGAGGCGGAGGCACAGAAGAUGAGGGACCAGGAGGCUGUAGACAUUGUGCAGGAGAUCGAGCGGCAGCGGGCCAUCGUCGAGCCGUCCUCGCCGCGGUCGCCACGGGUGCCGAUAUCACCGCGGGUAUUCGUCAGUGAGCAGCCGCGGGAGCGGGAGCACCAGCGGCAGCGGACGCGCGGCGAGGGCGAUGAAAGAGCGGAGCGGGACAGACACAGGCAGAGGUGA